GGCCCUCCGGCCCGGCGGCGGCCGCCCGGCUCCAGGGCGCCCCCAGCGGCGUGUCGUGGGCCCGGCCGCGCUCCCGGGGCCCCCCGCCCCACCUCAACCGGCCCGGCCGGGCCAGGCCCCACCGCCCGGCAGACCAGCCCAAGCCGUCCUGGCUCACCAACCGGCAGCCCGCCAGCCUGCUCCAUCACUUCAACCUGCUCCCCACAGACCCUGACAACACGGAAAAGACCUGCGAGAUUGAGUGCUGGCGGGACCGGGAUGAAAGGGAACACUACUGCAUGAGUGAAUUUGCAGUGAAUGGAAUUGUCCAUGAUGUGGAAAUGCUUGGCAAAGGCAUCCAACUGGUAACUCUGCUGGUGAACAACGAUGGGCUGUAUAAGCUGAGCCGCCUGUACAUCACCCCUGAUGACUUCUUCUUUCGAGUAAACAUUCUAGCUGUGGAUUCAUCCAGCUGCACUAAGCCAUGUCCAGAUUUUAAACUUGGGAGCAGAUAUAUCGUGAUGGGUCAGAUCUACCAUAAGAGGCGCCAACUGCCCACGGCCCUGCUCCAGGUCCUGAGAGGGCGCCUCCGGCCAGGAGAUGGCCUGCUUAAGAGCAGCGGCGGCUACGUAAAGCGGUUCAACCGAAAGAGGGAUGGUAAAGUCCAAAGUGCAGUGCACACCAAGUGCAGAUGAAACUCACUGAGGGCAGUUGUGCGGAUACUACCCUAGAGUGACGCAUUGCGGUUGACCUGUGAGGUAACUGACCUUUUCCAUUCCUAGGUCACCGCAUCAUAUUUACUUUAGUUUUUUUCCCCAAGUAAGUUAAUUUGCAUGAUGUGCUUUCUUCUGUUUUUGUUUUUUUUGAUUUAAGGCUUAGGUUAUUUUUGAGGAAAAUAAUUAACUGAAAAUAUUUUCUUAGGUAGUUGAAUAUACACCUCGGGAGUAUUUAAUUUUAUAAUCUAGCCGAAUCGUUUAAUCUUUUCAAAAUACAUCUUCCACCCACAUAAUUCAAGAUAUCUACAUAACAAUAAUAACAUUAACCAACAAUAGUCAAGUGUGAAGGUACAUCUAGGUUCUACAUUACCUCAGAUUCAGUGCCAGGAGAAAUAUUUAAAUUUUACAUUUCCAAAAAUACCUAAAGGGCUCACAACAAGUGAAAUAUAGCAAAGAUAAAUAUUAUUCCUCUCAGCCUUCCUGGGGUAUCAAAGUGUCAAAUACUGAGUUUAUUUUCAUACUUUCCUGUUUUUUGAAAUUUAUGACUGUGGCAAAUUGGCAUCUUUCCCAAUGUUAAAAAUAUUUUAAAUGUAUCAGGUAUCAUUUUUCUAUUAACACUAAGUAUCAUGUUUAUAUUUGCAAAAUAGUAAAUCUUGUCCUGAAAUCAGAUCUUUGAGACACUUGGUUUUCAGCUUCAUUGCACCCACAGACUUGGGGAAAUCCACCUUUUCCUCACUUAUUCCAAAAUCUUGGAAACAAGAAAUCACAGAUAACGGCUUUCUUCUACAUGUGGAUUUAAGAGCUUCUCACUGUUUGUUUUAAUGAGCCUCACUUAUUGGCUGAAUUUCAUAUGAACACCAAACUUUAGACUAUGGGAGACAUGAUUUUUUACCCCCAGGACCUCAAACAGUGCUCUAAGUUAUUUUAGAACACUGUAAAGAGGGGCACUAACAUGCCAUGAUUGAAGAUUGUUGCCUUAGGGAGGCUAAAACCGCUGCCACUGAAUAAAAGGAGACAGCUCUUUGCUUUGCCAGAGCAAUGGUAGUGUAAAAAGGCUCAGAGUGAAAAGUGUUCAAUGCUUCAAAAAUCCAAUUCCCUAUAAAGCCAUAAAAAGGGAGGCAGAUCUCAGAUCUGGGUUCCAGUCUUAGUUUUGCUACUUGCCUGCUAUGUACCUUUUGCUCAAAUCACUUCAUUUCCCUAUGCCUUAAUUUUCUCACUUGUAAAAUAGAGAUAAAGUACCUGUUUGUUCCUCCUCUCUCUCAGAUCUGAAGCCUCAUAUGGGAACCUUAUCCGAUCUUAAUACUUUGUAUCUUCAACAGUACUUGGCUCACUGAAAGCACUUAUUUUAUUGUCAUCAUUAGUGUUAUUAUUAGAGCGCAUCCAGACUUCUCCAAGGCAUUCUUUGAAAGCUGCGUGGAACACAAAUGGGAUAAUCUCACUAGAGUACUACGUUCCCAGUGAGUUUCACUUUCUAAUGUACUGAAAAGACGGGGAAAGCACUAGAGCUCAUUCCAAAAUUGUCAUGAUAUAUUGUUGCCAAUACCGGGGCUCUCUAGGCUCAAUGGUGACAAGAUAGCUUUUAACAAUUAGUCGACAAUAGGUGAUGCUAUUUCAUCUGUGGGCAAGACAGUCUACGUCUCUUUUAUGCUCCCAGGUGCCUAGCAGAGUGUUCUGUGCUCAGUUGUGAUGGUGAAGGUCAACACUUCAUGACAAUGCACACCUCUAAAAAUGUCAUCCUUACUUUUGUUUGCUUUUUCUAAGUGAACUAUCAGAUUGAUUACUGUGGUCGAGACUAUUUAGAUAGGCUUUGGCCCUGAAAGACCUCCGGUUAAUACAAACACCCCAAACACUGACAGGGCAAGGUUUUCGACUGUCUAAAAUGGGGCCCUUUUUUUUUUUAAAACCAAAGAUUGGACUGUGAGCCUUAUGGACAAAACAAGUUCGUUAGGGCCACAAUAGUGAUGAAUUGUGAUAGCAAUGCCGCUUCUGUGAACAGAGUUCAUUGGCACUCUGAGGUCACAGAAAGCUGCUUCUAAUCAUUGUCUGUUUAUACCAGUGGCCAGGUCUCGUAAAACACUCACUUUGCAGCAGCGCUAACGCCAACCAUCUUUUUCUUGGAAAUUCGCACGGAGUAAUCCACUCCCAUUGCAUUAAAUCUGCACACCCUUUGGAGAAGAGGCUGGUUUCUCAAUUAUUAAAAAAGCUUAUCUAAAAAAAAAUUACACAAAUUACAGUUCCAUAUUUGUGAGAUGGGUGAAAGAUUUGAAGACUUUUGUGCAUUAUAGGGUUUCUGUCGAACUUAAGGAAAAAAGAAUAAUUUAAUGGUGUAAGGAUUCUUUAUAACUGUAGCUCUGAAAACAUAUUUCUAUUAAGUUUUUAUUUACCUAAUUUAAAGACUAUUUUGUUAUACAGGUCAAUGAAUUUCCUCUUAAAAAAACCAGAAGUUUGAUAAAGGAAACUUGUAUAAGGACAGGGAAGAUGAACACCAUAUUCCAUGGCUCACGAUUCAGUUAAGUCAGAAUUUGGGUUGUGAUGUCAGUAUUUUUACAGCAGAUAUCAGUCUUCAGGUUUUGUGGUUUCUUAAAGAAAAUUAGACUAAGUAAGAACUAAAUGCAUCAAAAGAUUAAAGACAACCUGUGAAGACUGAAUAAAAUUGGUCUUACGUUCCAGGAAAUUUAUUUCAAAUUCUAGAGAAUUCCAAAUACCCAACAAGUUUCCAAGUAUGAAGCGUAAGGCUUCUCACACAGUAUCUUUCACCAAAGUAACUUGAAUAAACUUAUAACCU
Messenger RNA from Ornithorhynchus anatinus (platypus), 3480 nucleotides. Its product is annotated as UPF0450 protein C17orf58. The record is from RefSeq and is a predicted model, not a curated record. Lineage: Eukaryota; Metazoa; Chordata; Mammalia; Monotremata; Ornithorhynchidae. The transcript has 4 exons. Bases 279 to 674 code for a protein of 131 amino acids.